GAUUAUAUACAUACCCCAAUAUCAGGACCUCCACUCUGGCCUUUUCCAUCGACUUUAUUUUAAGUAAGCGGAGGAGAGAUCAAGAUGCAGAGCCAAGCCAAUCGCCGCUUCGCCACCUACCGCCCCUCUUCGCCGCCUUCGCCCGACGCCGCCCUCCCCCUCUCCCUCGCCGAUGCCGAGCCCCGAGGACCUUCCUCCAUGUUCUGGUUCAUCCUCCACGGCUUCUGCUGCUUCGUUAGCCUUGUUCUCGGCUUCCGUUUCUCCCGUGUGGCCGUCCUCCUCCUUUUCUCCACCUCCACCCUCAACUCCGCCCCCUUCCUCCUCACCACAACGACGACGACCACGACCACCACUACCACCACUACGACGACCACCACCACCCGAACCGAGACCGUGACCAUCUCCCAUCUGCCCUCGCUCACUCCGGCUGCUCACCUCCCGCCGCAGAACCGGACGCACGGCCACGUCGUCGCCGGCAAGCAUGGCAUUCGCAUCCGGCCGUGGCCGCACCCAGAACUCGCCGAGGUGCUGCGGGCGCACGAGAUCAUCCAGAGCGUUCAUCGCGAGCAACGGCUCCAGUAUGGCGUCAAGAGUCCUCGGCCGCUGCUCGUAGUCACGCCCACCUAUGUCCGCACCUUACAGACGCUCCACCUCACCAGUCUUGCCCAUUCCCUCAUGCUCGUGCCCUAUCCGCUCACUUGGAUCGUUGUCGAAGCCGGCGAGACCUCGAAUGAGACUUCCUUGAUCCUCAAUAAAUCCAAGCUUAACUUCAUGCAUACCCAAUUCCCGGAGAAGAUGCCAGAUGACGUGUCCUCCCGACGGCUCGUUGAAUCCCGGAUGCGUUUUCACGCACUGAGAUUGGUGAGAGAUCGGAAGCUGGAUGGAAUUGUGGUGUUCGCGGAUGAGAGUAAUGUCCACAGCAUGGAGUUGUUCGAUGAGGCUCAGAAGGUGAAGUGGGUGGGUGCUAUCACAAUUGGAUUUCUCACACGCCCUGGGAUGACCGAGACAUUGAGCAGUGAAGAGGAGGCGAAAUUUGUGGUGCCCAUUCAAGGCCCAGUUUGCAACUCAUCAGGUCACCUAAUCGGCUGGAACACGCUACCAUAUAUUUCAAAGGUCGUAUCUACGGUAGGCGAGCUGGAUAAAACGGUGUUAGUGAAGCUCGAAUGGGCUGGUUUAAUGUUCAAUUCCAGAUUAUUUUGGGAAGAGGGUGAGGAUAAACCCGAUUGGUUUUUAGAUCUUGAUGCUGUGGCUUUGACGAGAGAAAAUGAUAGCCCGUCGGCUUUGUUGAGGGGCAAAUCCUUUGUUGAGCCUUUGGGGAAAUGCGGGAAGAAGGUCCUCAUAUGGUGGCUCCGUGUUGAGGCCCACAAAGAGAGCAAAUUCCCACCAGGAUGGACAAUUGAACAUGGUAUUGGAAUCAAUAUGAAUGAUACACUUACUUCUGAAGUCAUGCUUGGUAAUAAAGAUAUGUUUCAAAUGAAAAUUUCAAGUACCUUGAGACCAACCUGGCCAAAGCAUAUCAAGGAUGAAGAGAAAGGUAUUCAUCACACAGAUACGGCACACUAUGGUAGGCUUGAAAAUUAAGAAACUGAUGCCUCAGAAUCAGAGGGUCAUGCGAGUGUGAGCCCAUAAUGGUUUAGAUUUCUGUAGCACUCCAAGCUAAAGCUAAUCUAACUAUGAGACGGUCUGCACAAAGUGGAUAUAGUUGGUUUAAAGCAUGUUUACUUGUAAAGGCUAACUCUACUAUUCUUCAACACCAUAAAGCCUGGCUGAGUUGAUUGAACGGGUUAAGAAUUGAUAUGGCCAACAUGUAACUGUCAGUUUUGGAUUUUAGAUUGUUCAUGUUCUCCUUGUAAAAAGUUUGUCAUUCAAAGCUCUUGUUCAAGUUUAUCGCCUGUUGGUGCUUGAAUACUGAUGUAUACAAUUGCUUCAUAUAAUUUUAUAGUAGAUAGAUUAAUAGAACUCCUUUGAAUUCAA
Zingiber officinale is the source of this 1974-nucleotide messenger RNA. RefSeq names its product probable beta-1,4-xylosyltransferase IRX14. Gene Ontology annotation, biological process: plant-type secondary cell wall biogenesis; glucuronoxylan biosynthetic process. Gene Ontology annotation, cellular component: Golgi membrane. Gene Ontology annotation, molecular function: xylosyltransferase activity; galactosylgalactosylxylosylprotein 3-beta-glucuronosyltransferase activity. The coding region runs from base 85 to 1581 and encodes 498 amino acids. Lineage: Eukaryota; Viridiplantae; Streptophyta; Magnoliopsida; Zingiberales; Zingiberaceae. The record is from RefSeq and is a predicted model, not a curated record. The transcript has 3 exons.